UACUGGACAGCCGUCACUACUUCCGCAGAGAUUCUGCUCAUUUUUUGCUUCGAACUAUGACUGAGGCAGAGCUUUACAUACAGUACAAGGGGCUCUACAUGCCUUCAUCUCUGCACACUCCACAGAGCCUGAAAUACUACGAAGAGUUUACUUUUCGCCCAGAUGAUAUCAUCAUUGUAACGUAUCCCAAGUCAGGUACGACUUGGAUGCAGGAGAUUGUCCCUCUGAUAGUGAGUGGAGGAGAUCCAGCUUCUGUUGAGACUCUUCCUAACUGGGACCGUGCUCCCUGGCUGGAGGAGACUCAGGCCUGCCUCCUUAACCUUGAAGAGAGGCCGUCUCCACGACUGUUAACUACACAUUUCCAGUACAACAUGAUGCCUCCAUCUUUCUUUGAAGUUAAGCCAAAGGUCAUCAAUGUCGUGAGAAACCCCAAAGAUGUGUUAACAUCUUCCUUUCAUUAUUAUGGGAUGGCCAGCCACUUGGUCAACCCAGGCUCAAAGAGCGAGUUCCUCCACAAGUUCCUUGAUGGGAAAGUUGUGUAUGGCACAUGGUUUGAUCAUGUAAAGAGCUGGCUGAAUGCUGAAGAUACAGAGCACGUGAUGCACAUGUCCUAUGAAGAGAUGAUAAUGGACCUGAAAGACUCUGUGGCCAGAAUCGCUCAGUUCUUGCAGAAAUCUCUGGACGCUGAGGUGAUAGAGAAGAUUGCGCACCGAUGUUUGUUCAAGAACAUGAAGCAGAACAACAUGUCCAACUACUCUACUGUUCCUUGUGAAUCCAUGGACCAGACAAAGUCUGAAUUUCUCAGGAAGGGAAUUGCUGGAGACUGGAAAAAUCAUCUAACAGUGGCAGAAGCAGAGCACUUUGAUGCUGUUUACGAAGACAAAAUGAAAGACGUCAAAUAUGAAUUUGUUUGGGAUUAAAAUGAUUGAAAAUACCUAAAUGAAGUAUUUUCCACCUUUCUCCCGUGAUGUACAGAAACCUGUUUCUCAAUCUUUCUCAUAGACAGACCAUCAGAGUCUAACGUUCGCAGUCUUGACUGUGAAUGACUGUAUGGUGUUUAUUUUAUAUACUAAAACUUUCUCACAGAACUGUGAGUUUGAGCAGAUUGCCUCAUCUGUCGAAACAACACUGGAUACUUUGACUGAAAUAAGGAGUUUUCCGUCUUUGAGAAACAGGUGUCCACCAUUACAGCAGUAUUAUUGAGUUUGUGUUAUGGCUAUAUUGAUCAAAAAUGGUCCAGUAGGUGGCACCCUUGUGUUGUUUUUUUUUCUUUAAGGGUAGGAACCUUAAUGCAGGUGACAAGUGUUGCCAGAUGGAGGAGGAGCACAAAUAGUAUUUUGACCGUCACUCCAGGUGAAUGCUGUGGUUGUAUUAGUGAAAAUGUUGAAUGAAUGAAGUUUUUGUACAUCGCCGGUUAUGAUUGACACAUACCUGUAAGAAAUAAAUAUUCCAGCAGACGCAA
Messenger RNA from Sebastes umbrosus (honeycomb rockfish), 1462 nucleotides. Its product is annotated as sulfotransferase 2B1-like. The transcript has 6 exons. Gene Ontology annotation, molecular function: sulfotransferase activity. NCBI's taxonomy places the organism in Eukaryota, Metazoa, Chordata, Actinopteri, Perciformes, Sebastidae. Bases 57 to 920 code for a protein of 287 amino acids. The record is from RefSeq and is a predicted model, not a curated record. Gene Ontology annotation, biological process: sulfation. Gene Ontology annotation, cellular component: cytoplasm.